Medicago truncatula (barrel medic) is the source of this 859-nucleotide messenger RNA. RefSeq lists its product as uncharacterized. The transcript has 7 exons. NCBI's taxonomy places the organism in Eukaryota, Viridiplantae, Streptophyta, Magnoliopsida, Fabales, Fabaceae. The annotation marks the transcript as partial. The record is from RefSeq and is a predicted model, not a curated record.
UGGGCUGUUGUCUUCAUCAAGCCCUUUUCUCUCUAUUCUCUUGUUCAUUCCUCUACUCUAGAUUCUGUGUUCCAUCACUGGUUUGAGUUGAAGUGGUCAACUGAUAAUUACUAUAGGGUCGAGGACAAAAUUUUGAAAGUUGGAGAAGAGCUGUGGAGAGAAACUCUACCAUUACGAGGUGGCUCCUGCUUUUAUCAAUUACAAGGUCUAAAGCCUCAUAUGUGGUAUGAAGUGAAGAUAUCAUAUCCGGCAUCUAUACCUGCUAGCUUUUCCUUACAAUUGAAGAGAGACAAAUCAGACGUGGUGCGGAACAAUAACAGGAGAUUGCUCAACACUGAAAAGCUAAUUUUUAAGACCGAUAGCAAUCAGGAUGAAGCUCAUUUAGUAUUAGUAGCUGUGGAGCCAGAGGGGUUUCCUGCAAAACAGAAUGUACCAGAGAGGCAAUUCAUUAUUUUUAAUAUAGUGUGUGAUGAACUACUGUUAGGCAUACCCUACAAAGCUUGGUGGGUAGUGGCACUAGCAAUUCUGUGUCUCGGAAUUGCAUUUGUUGUUCCUUCCUUUCUACCAUUGUAUUUGCUACCAAAGAAUCAAGUGCUACAACCAGAUCGUGUUUCAAAAACUUCUUGACAAGCUUCUCUGGAAGAUAUUGUACAUUGUCUAUCCAAAUGCUGAGGCACACUACAUGUCAUUGAAAAUAGAAUUUUGGAAUUCACCUUCUGAUAACUUACUUUUCAAGUUUUCUAUCUUGUUCCAUCAGUUAUAAUGUAACAGAACUACUAGUCUAUUUUUGUUUAUGAUAAUUGCAACUUUAUGCUGUUACUUUAACAAUAAUGAAAGGACAAGAGUUUUGAUGUGUUCA